AUGGAUCGGUCCAUGAAGGUCUUUGUGGUCGUCUUCCUGCUCCUUGUGGCUACAGGGUUCCAGGGAGCAGUGCAGGUAGUUUUGGCGAGGGAGUGUAGGUCAGAGAGCAAAAAAUUUGUGGGGCUGUGCGUGAGCGACACCAACUGUGCAAGCGUUUGCCUGACCGAGCGUUUCCCCGGAGGCAAGUGCGACGGCUAUCGGCGAUGUUUCUGCACAAAGGACUGCUAGAUGGCCCCGUUUUCUUCUUGCAUACAUGCUUCCGUGUAAUAAUAACUGAAUAAUACUAGAUCUGCAUCUAUAUCUAUGCAAUGUACGGUGCA
Messenger RNA from Triticum aestivum (bread wheat), 320 nucleotides. RefSeq names its product defensin Tk-AMP-D5. Bases 1 to 228 code for a protein of 75 amino acids. The record is from RefSeq and is a predicted model, not a curated record. The transcript is spliced from 2 exons. NCBI's taxonomy places the organism in Eukaryota, Viridiplantae, Streptophyta, Magnoliopsida, Poales, Poaceae. Gene Ontology annotation, biological process: defense response.